Molecule: messenger RNA, 1692 nt
Organism: Labeo rohita (rohu)
Lineage: Eukaryota; Metazoa; Chordata; Actinopteri; Cypriniformes; Cyprinidae
Gene: gtpbp3
Product: GTP binding protein 3, mitochondrial
Exons: 9
Coding region: 113-1612 (499 amino acids)
Biological process (GO): tRNA methylation; tRNA wobble uridine modification
Cellular component (GO): cytoplasm; mitochondrion
Molecular function (GO): GTPase activity; protein binding; GTP binding
Source: RefSeq, a predicted model, not a curated record
AUAACAAACCGCCUGGAAAAUAACUGUCCUCAACUCACGUGGAGUAGCAGUGUUAAUAAUAAUGAUUCAUCCAGGCUAUUGACACAAUAAUCCUGUAUAUCAGGUCGUUAACAUGCACUUUCUUAGCUGUUGGAGAAGAAGUACCGCUGUCAUAACCGCUAUAAGAUCUCUUCCAGUAAAAAGGCUCUUGUGUUCUGUCGGGUCGGAAGAUGACACUAUCUUCGCCCUGUCGUCGGGUCAGGGCAGGUGUGGGGUGGCGGUGGUUCGGGUCAGUGGUCCGGCAUCAGCGCUCGCUGUCCGCAGUCUGACCCGAGGUCUCCCCGCAGCGCGCACGGCCAGCCUCCGCAGCAUCACACACCCUCAGACCAAAGAGCUGCUGGACCGCGGGCUGGUCCUUUGGUUUCCAGGUCCUGGUAGUUUCACAGGAGAGGACAGUGCAGAGUUUCACAUUCACGGGGGUCCUGCUGUCAUUAGUGGAGUUUUACAAGCACUUGGGAGUUUGCCGGGUCUGCGGCCUGCAGAAGCGGGUGAGUUUACCCGACGGGCAUUCUAUGCUGGAAAAUUGGACCUUACUGAAGUAGAGGGUCUGGGCGACCUGAUCCAUGCAGAGACAGAAGCACAGAGGCGACAGGCUCUCCGACAAAUGGCGGGAGAUCUCGGCCGCAUUUACCAAGACUGGAGUGUUCGACUUAAACGAUGUUUGGCGCACGUAGAGGCAUUCAUCGACUUCAGUGAGGAGGAACUAAUAGAGGACGGAAUCUUAAAUGACGUGGAUGCAGCUGUUCGGCAGCUGCAGAUGGAUAUGGAAAAUCAUCUUUCGGAUCAGCGGAGAGGAGAGCGUCUGCGCAGCGGCGUUCAGGUGGUCAUCGCUGGAAGCACCAAUGCGGGCAAAAGCAGCCUGCUCAACAUGCUCACUCAGCGUCCUGCUGCCAUAGUGUCUCCCACAGCCGGGACCACCAGAGAUGUCGUGGAGGUCCCGCUGGACAUCGGGGGCUAUCCCGUGCUGCUGAGUGACACGGCAGGGCUACGGGACACCACAGACAGCGUGGAGCAGGAGGGCGUCCGGCGCGCCCGUCAGCGGGUGGAGCUGGCCGAUCUGUCUCUUGUGGUCGUCGACUUGACGCAGCUUCCUUCAGAGCCCCAGCAAGUGCCUGUCUUCCUCAGUGGACACUUGAAGAGUAUCCUUGAGCACUCAUCUCACAGGAGGCAAUGUAUCCUGAUCCUCAACAAAAGUGACCUCAUCACGGCCGAGCUCAAGCGCAGCAUUCAGGUGGCCCUCGAGGAGGCUGGUGAUGUUCCUCCUGCUUGUUUUUUGUCAUGUCACACCAGAGAUGGAAUUCUGGAUCUCCUGACUAUGUUACAGAACAGACUAAAGACUCUAUGUGGCGACCCACUGAUCGGCAGCCCGAGUCUGACUCAGACCCGACAUCGGACUCACCUACAGAAGAGCGUGGAGGCUUUAUAUCAGUACUAUCAAUACAGAGAUGUGGACCUGGUGUUGGCGGCUGAAGGACUUCGUCUGGGCCUCACCAGCCUGGGCAGGAUCACUGGUAGAGUCGGUGCUGAGGAAAUUUUAGACAUCAUUUUCAAAGACUUUUGUAUUGGGAAAUAGAAGAAUUCUAUAUAUGAUAAUAAAAACAAAGAUGUUUAUGUGGUCAAGUUUAUUUUAAUUCUAAAAUAAAAAUCAGACUU